Messenger RNA from Fraxinus pennsylvanica, 636 nucleotides. NCBI's taxonomy places the organism in Eukaryota, Viridiplantae, Streptophyta, Magnoliopsida, Lamiales, Oleaceae. The record is from the annotation of a GenBank genome assembly.
AUGUUCAACGCCUCGACGGGAAAGGACUGGACUACAUCGCAGAUGAUGAACUACUGGAAUAAACUGCGAACUGAACAUAAAGACAUGUUUGAGUUACUGCAAGGUACUGGAAUUGAGUACCGCUCAAGUGCCGGAAGAAUUCACGCCCCAGACCAUUGGUGGGAAACAAAAAUUAAGCUCCUCAUUUUCGAGAUGCUAAUUGCAGUUGACGAUGAUGUUGGUUGUGUUGGAGAACAACCCAAAGUAUGUGAAGUACAUGAACUUCAACUGUACAAUAGCGACAGAGAGUACGGAGGCGGCAAGUAUCCCAUUAAAGCGGAGGCAACAGAUUCCAGUGGCAGCCCAGUCGAAGGUAGAGCUAAUUUCUCCAUAAAUAUAUUUGGAAACCAUAGUGGGGAUAAUAGAAAAUUGAAACACAGGAAGGUGAAAGGAAAGAAGAAAAUGUACGGUGCCCGAGAGGUUUCACCUUCACUUGAGCAGUUGGAAGGUGAUCGGCUCCACCUCUUUGCCCUGUGGCUCCUACGGGACAAAGAAAAUCGUAACUCAUACUGUGCUGCCAAGACACCUUAUUUGAGAUUUAAGUUCAUCGAGCACUGUUUCGAGAGGUACAGUUUGUCACUUCACCGCAAUUGGUGA